This is a messenger RNA of Ictalurus furcatus (blue catfish), 3006 nucleotides long. RefSeq names its product solute carrier family 29 member 2 (gene slc29a2). Gene Ontology annotation, cellular component: plasma membrane; basolateral plasma membrane. The transcript is spliced from 14 exons. The record is from RefSeq and is a predicted model, not a curated record. The coding region runs from base 1105 to 2472 and encodes 455 amino acids. Gene Ontology annotation, molecular function: nucleoside transmembrane transporter activity. NCBI's taxonomy places the organism in Eukaryota, Metazoa, Chordata, Actinopteri, Siluriformes, Ictaluridae. Gene Ontology annotation, biological process: guanine transport; uridine transmembrane transport; adenine transport.
UGUGGGAACACAGGGAAAUGAGAAAGCUGACAGAUUGGCAAAAGACACAACAAAAAAGGGGCAUGUUGACGUCAAAAUUAAGUUAUCAAAGUCAGAAGGGAAGAAUCUAGUAUUGAAAAAGAUAAUGGAAAAACAUCAGUGGGAGCAUGAAAAGAAAGGGAGACAUCUGUACAGGGUUCAAAAUAAAAUAGGUAUGGUAAGAGAGUGGGGAAAUAAAAGGAAAGAACAAGUUAUAAUAAGUAGACUAAGCAAGCUAAAUAAAACUCUACAUGUCAUAGGAAAACAUCCUACAUGUUUAUGCUAUGAAUAUCAGGAGGAGGAGACAGUUAAACAGAUCUUUAUGUCAUGCAAGAGAUAUUCACAAGAAAGGCAAGAGAUGAAGGAACAGCUAAGGAGAAUGGAUAUAAGAGAUUACAAUAUUAAAAGUAUAAUAGAAUGUGGAAAUGUAGAUUUUUGAUUUCCAUGAGCUGUAAGCCGUAAUCAUCAAGAUUAAAUCAAAACAAAACAAAAAAACGCUUGAAAUACUUCACUUUAUGUGUAAUGAAUCUAGAAUAUAUGAAAGUUCCACUUUUUAAAUUAAAUUACGGAAAAAAAUGAACUUUUUCGUGAUAUUCAAAUUUUUUGAGAUGCACCUGUAUAAAUAAAAAAACAACAGCCAGAGAUAAACAACUAUAUGAAUUUGUACAUCGACAAUAUUCAUUGACAUUGAGAUUUACAGUUCUUAAUGCCCAUGUGACAUGACAUGACAUAUAAGGCUAAGUCACAAUCAGGCAAGUAAAGCAGUAAGUGGAUUCUUGCCUGGAAAUGUACUUAUGAAUGAAACUUUUAUCUUUUUUAAUAACAAACAGCUUAAUAUCACAAAUGAGUCAUAAGCAUUUCCUUGCCACUAACCAAUGAGACCAGUUAUGGGCGGAGCGACACAUUCUGCAGGCUGUAUGCACGCGCCAAUAUUUUGAAACAGAGCGCGGGCUGAGGCUGUGGCAGGUCUCAUUACUCCACACUGUCCACCUUUCAAACCACACGUGUUUUACCCAGACAGAGGCAACUUGAAUUGACCAAACUGACAUCCGAAUCUCUUACCCAAGGCAGAACUGAGGGAUAAAAAUGGUAUGUGCAUCAGAUAACAGAGGCUUUGUGACCAUCAUCUUUUUCAUACUGGGCAUGGGAACACUUCUUCCAUGGAAUUUCUUCAUCACUGCCUUCGAUUAUUUUAAUGAAAGGCUCAACACAACAACGUCGAGCAAUUUUUCGGAAUCUCACAAGACUGAUCCGUACAUGUUCGACAACAUGUGUGUGCUGCUUUCCCAGCUACCUUUGCUGUUGUUCACAUUCCUGAACUCAUUUCUCUACCAGCAUAUUCCAGAAAGGAUGAGGAUAGCUGGCAGUAUGGUCUUCAUUUUACUGCUGUUUAUCCUCACAGCCACUUUAGUGAAAGUCAAAAUGGAACAGGAUCUUUUCUUCUCCAUCACAAUGUCAACCAUCUGGUUCAUCAACAUGUUCGGGGCGGUGCUUCAGGGCAGUCUGUUUGGUCUUGUUGGGAAAUUUCCCCCAAAAUAUAGCUCGUGGUUUAUGAGUGGCCAGGCCAUGGCUGGCAUCUUCUCUGCAGCUGCCAUGUUGAUGUCAAAGAUCUCUAAAACAGACAACGAGAGUGCAGCUUUAGGCUACUUCAUCACUCCCUGUGCUGCGACACUCCUCACACUGUGCUGUUACUCAGUGCUGCCCCACCUGAAAUUUGCUGGACUAUAUUUAGAAGCUGGAAUUAGAAACAAAGAGACUAAGCCAGAUUUGGAUCUCAAACAAAAGGAGAAUGUGGCCUUGGUCAAAGUGAAGCCCACUGAUUUUGACUACACUCCAGAAUGCAAUGGUCAAAGUAUGUUAACUCACCCUGAUGCUGAAGCCUUCAAGACUGUGGCUGGAGUAGAGAAGCAAGAAGAAAAGUUGCCAGUGUUGGCAGUGUUUAAAAAGAUUUGGGUGAUGGCCCUGUGUGUGACCUGUGUUUUCAGUGUCACAUUGUCUGUUUUUCCAGCAAUCACGGGGUUGGUAAAGCCAAACGGCCUGUUUACAGGAACAUUGGCCGACAUUUUUACACCCCUCUGUUGUUUCAUGGUCUUCAAUGUGAUGGAUUGGAUUGGCCGAAGUGCCACCUCCAUUUUUCAGUGGCCCAGAAAGGACAGCUGUCUGUUCCCCAUCCUUGUGGCAGCUCGUGUGAUCUUCAUUCCUGCACUCAUGCUGUGCAACAUUAAAACCCGCACCUAUCUAUCAAGUCUUUUCAAACAUGAAUUUGCCUACAUAACCAUCAUGUCAUUGUUUGCCAUGACAAAUGGAUAUUUUGCCUGUCUCUCCAUGUCCUAUGCACCACAGUUAGUCAGGCCUAAGGAUGCAGAGACUGCUGGGGCUUUGAUGACCUUUUUCCUGGCUUUGGGACUGUCACUUGGAGGAGUGAACUCAUUUGUCUUGAAAAUACUGCUAUAGUUUUCAGCGAUCGUUCACUGGUCAUGUUACUGCUAUUCAACCAGCUGUUCUACUUUCGUGUUAUUCCUUAGUAAAGUAUAGAAGUACAUGUUGCUGUGGUUUGAUUAGAUUUUGAUGACAUUUUGUCAUUGUUAGAACAGUGACUAUUUAUUAAUUAGUGUGGGUAGCUAGCACUUCAAGGCACCUAAGGACCGUGAUAAUUUCUUCAAAUUGAUUAUACUUCUCCCAGGUGUAUCAUCAUGAUGUUGGUCAAGAUUAAUCAGAUAAUAUAUGCUGGUGUAACAAUUAAAUUAACUUUGUGAUUUUUUUUUUAUUUGUUAUGGGUUUAUUUUAUAUUGACAACUGCAUUUUUAUGGGUUUUUUUUUUUUUUUUUACAAAAAAAUGUAAAUGUUUUGAAUUAAUGUUGCACUGUAUAACUUUAUUGCAUUUCUUUUCAAAGCAGCAAUGCUGUUUUAUGCUUUUAAUGAUUUAUACUUCAUGUGGGUCAGUUUGAUGGUUUUUCAUGUUUUUCUAAUAAAAUUGUUGUAUUUUGG